AGUAGAAACUAGGAGGUCUGCGACUCUGAGAGAGAGCAUAAAAAAGAAAGCAAGUGCCCGCCAAAGAAUCCCCAAAACCAAAACCCAUCUCUCUCUCUCUCUCUUUAUCAAUCUGUCUCUCUUUUAAGUUUGGCAAGAUGAGUACCAUGAAAUUUUGCCGCGAAUGCAACAACAUUCUGUACCCGAAAGAAGAUAGGGAGCAGAAGAUCCUCCUCUAUGCUUGCCGUAACUGCGAUCACCAGGAGAUUGCUGAUAACAACUGUGUCUAUAGAAAUGAGGUGCAACACUCUGUAUCGGAGACAACACAAAUUUUGAAUGCUGAUGUGGCUGCAGAUCCAACUCUUCCUCGAACUAAAGCUGUUCGUUGCUCAAAUUGUAACCAAGGAGAAGCUGUGUUUUUCCAGGCAACUGCUAGGGGCGAGGAAGGUAUGACGCUGUUCUUUGUCUGCUGCAACCCAAAUUGUGGUUUUCGAUGGAGAGAAUGAGAUUUGAUUGCUCACCAUGUGAAGGGCAACUGAAUAUAAUUAACACCUUUAUGAUGGAUAUGCUUUAUUUUGUCCGCAGAACUUACUGACUCAGAAUUAGUACCUACUAGUUUCCGGGCUGAUUCUUGUUCUGGCCUAAAAGGUGAUUACUUGCAUUGGCAGUUUAAU
This is a messenger RNA of Pistacia vera, 653 nucleotides long. Its product is annotated as DNA-directed RNA polymerases II, IV and V subunit 9A. Gene Ontology annotation, biological process: DNA-templated transcription; transcription-coupled nucleotide-excision repair; transcription initiation at RNA polymerase II promoter. The transcript is spliced from 4 exons. Lineage: Eukaryota; Viridiplantae; Streptophyta; Magnoliopsida; Sapindales; Anacardiaceae. Gene Ontology annotation, cellular component: RNA polymerase II, core complex. The record is from RefSeq and is a predicted model, not a curated record. The coding region runs from base 138 to 485 and encodes 115 amino acids. Gene Ontology annotation, molecular function: zinc ion binding; DNA-directed RNA polymerase activity; nucleic acid binding.